AUGUGUAUUCUUUUUUCUGAAAUAAUAUAUUCACCAAAUCUGUUUGUAGUCACCAUGAAUAUAUCUGAUCUUCCAGUGGAGAUAAUCAAGAUAAUUUUUGAUUUUCUUCCCAAUGAAUAUUUGGUCCAACUUAUCGAUAUACCCUGCAUCAAGAAGUACACAAUUUCAUCAUUUUAUUCAACCAUAAUAAUCAGCGGUUCAUGGCAUAUAAUUCUGCAUUUUCCAACGGUUUCAAAUGGAAUUCCAGUUUUUAGAAAUGCAUACAACUAUGUUUACUUCCUUCAAUUGAACCCAAAACUUUCACCAAGAAAGGUAAUAAUUCAAGAACCAACAGAAGCCAUUGUUUUGCUUAAUGAGUUCCCCGAAAUCGUUGCGAGAUCAAAAGUUGAAAUAAAUAUGUCGGGUAAUGAAUUAAUGUGCACUGAUGAUAUUUCCAAGAUACUUGAUAUAAUUUCUUCGGAAUCAUUAUUCAGUAGUCUAAAACUAGAAUUGAAUUUGAAACUAUCAUAUGCUAAUUUUAAAGCAAAUAUUUCACAGAGAUUAACUUCUUUGGCUCUCACUGAAGGAUACGGUUUGGAAAAAUUGUCCAAGUCUACCAGUUUGACAACUCUUUCAGUUAACUAUUUCUUGACUGCAUCCGACAUCAAGCACAUUCCACGUCAGUUACAAAACCUUAAAUGUAGUUUCAAGAUUGAAGAUAGCAUUAACUUUAUGGCAUCUAUGAAAUGGAAACUGCCCCUAUCAUUGAGAACGUUGCAUAUCAGGGAAGCACAAUAUGAUGGGUCAAAAGUUUUGGUUGUUGAUAUUUCACAUUUAAAAGUACUUCAAAAAUUCACUAUUGAAGAGUAUGAUUCAAUAAAUUGUAAAUGGGUGUAUCCAAAAUGCUUAGAAAGCUUUACUUGUUCUUCAGCAAGAAUGGUUCCAAGAAAUUUGGCAGUGAAACUACCAGAAUUAUCAAAAUUAUCAAUAGAGAAUACUGAUGGAUAUUCCAAAGUUCUUAAAUUUAUGGCUAGUACAUUUCCACCUACUUUAGUUUCAUUGGACAUUUCACUGGAUAUAUUAGCACAUGAUAAUUAUGCGAUACAAUUGAACUAUCCACAGAAAGAAAACACAGAUACGAAUCUUACUGUUAAUUCUUGGGAACUUCCAUUUAAAGAUAAUUUGAAAGAAUUGACUAUUAGAUACAAACCCAGUGAAGAGACAACAGGCAUCGAUGACAUUACAGAUAACGACUAUUUAAAUUAUGAAAAUUCAUUAACUAAAAGAGUACAAAAAUUGGGACUAUCUGGUCCAAGUCUUAGAACAGCAGUCAAUUUUGAUUUACCAAGAUUACAGAAAAUUGAUAUUAACAAGAUUCUGAUAUUUAAAAACCUUGAUCGUCUUUGCUUGUACAGUAUGGAGGGAAUUGACGUUUUUGAUUGUAAGCUACCUGAUUCCUUAUUGAAAUUAGAAAUACAUCUGUGUCACUUCAAACAGCUACACAUAAUAUCUCCAAAUAUUAUAACAUUGAAACUCAGUUAUUGUUACAAGAUAAUAAAAUUAGAAACUUCAAACUUCACAAUUCCAGCUACUAUUGAAAGAUUAGGGAUUAACCACACUGAUAUUCGGAAAAUCUCAGCAAGGUUCCCUGAUGGAAUGGAAUUGUUGGAUCUUUCAUACAAUAGACAUCUCAGUUUCGUUUGUCACUUUCCUGUCUCUUUGAAGUUUUUGCUGUUGACUGAAACAUCAAUUGGUAAGACAGUUAAUUGGAUUGGUCAAAAUUGUGUUUUACCAACGAAAUUAGAAACCCUAUACUUGUCAUGUGCUCAUAUCAAUGAUAAGUGGAUUAGAAAGAUGAAGCUAAGCGAAUGCAAAAAAUUAAAAACCUUACUGUUAUUUGCUGGGAAAUUCAAAAAGCUUGAUAUAAACUCACUUCCGAAAUCAUUAGUGGUUUUAGAAUUAGGGUGUUGUAGCUUCCAAUCAAUUGUUGGAAGUUUUAGAAGUUUACCCAAUCUUGAAUUACUUGGUCUCUUUGCAAUUAAUUUGCAAGGAUAUUUUGAAGGUAUUGCUAACAUUGGGGAAGAAAUGUUUUCUGAUAACAUAAGAUUUGUUGAUUUACAACGUAAUCUGUUAUUCACAGAUGAAUUAGAGUUGAUAUAUAAGGAGUUAUUGAAGAAACCAUAUUUCGAGAGCUUAUUGCCAGGAACUUCGUUAAUUAUUGGGUAUAACGAUUAUGUACAAAUGAAAAAGGCAAAACUAGGAGCAUAUUCCCUGCCAGGAGGCGGAGCUGAUUGUUCAUUCAUUGACUCAUUUUAA
Molecule: messenger RNA, 2295 nt
Organism: Candida tropicalis MYA-3404
Lineage: Eukaryota; Fungi; Ascomycota; Pichiomycetes; Serinales; Debaryomycetaceae
Exons: 1
Coding region: 1-2295 (764 amino acids)
Source: RefSeq, a predicted model, not a curated record